AUGCUGGGGGAGAGGAGGAGAGGGGACCAGGUGACGGCCCAGAGUAUCGCCGGCGUGUCGACGCCGGCCGGCGCCACAGUCGCGAGCACGACGCGGCGCGCGCCGGCCAUGGCGGACUGCGUGCUGGACCUCGGCUGGCCCGGUCUGGCCCCCGACAUGGACUACUCAUUGCAUCACGAAGAUGAUGUUUUCCAUCAACUGUCGCGAGAGCUUGAGCUGCCUCUGCUCAUGUCGAGUCCGAGCCACCACAGCUCCGACGAGGAGCUCAUGCGGGACCCCUCGCCCCUCCCCAGCAGCCUGCUGGAGCCGUUCUGCUGCCUGGGGGCCCUGGACGUCGACCCCAUGAACUGGGAGUCCGACUCCUUCGCCAGGCUCGACGCCCUGUCGGACGAUAUCGUGUGCGAGAUAAAGGACGAAAUCAAGGUGGAGCCGUCGUCGCCGACUCUGUUCCGCUCGUCGCCUUCUCCGUCUCCCUCCAGCUCGAGUUGCGAGAGCUGGUCGGGCGGGGAGAGCUCCUCCGAUGUCAAGAUGACGCUGGAGACCCCGCCCGUGACCCCGCCCCAGCAGGGCGAGGGCAGCCCCCCCACCUCCCCCGGCCCCGGCAGGACGAGCGAGUCCGUGCUGCUGGUGUCGCCCGUCAAGAUCGUGCCCUUCCCCAGCACCGGUGUAACUGUAAAACAAAACAAUACACAGAAAAUAAUAAUCACCUCCCAGGGAGUGAACAUGAAAAAAAGACCCAACAUCCAACCGAAACCCUCUCCAGUUUUAACAACGGCAGUACCUACGGUCUCUGUGCCGAAAAGCACCGAAGAGUCCAGGACGAUAGUGCUCUCGGCCCAGGACUUCGCGGCCCUGACCCAGGGCAAGAGGCCCAUCAAGCCCGUGCCCAAGGUGAGGAUCCAGCCGCUGACGCCCGCCCAGCAGAAGACGGUCCCGGUGAGCGUCAAGUGGGAGCCAGGCGCCAGGAUCCCCAUCCUGAAGAAGGGCGUUGUUGCUCCCGCGCCCGUCGUGGCAGCCCUGUCCGCUCCGCCGAUGGCCGUCAGCCAGGAGUCGGAGGUAAAAGCAAUCAAAAGACAACAGCGCAUGAUCAAAAACAGGGAGUCUGCUUGCUUGUCGAGAAAAAAGAAAAAAGAAUAUGUAACUGCCCUUGAAACUGAGCUUUUACAAGUGAGACAAGAAAAUGUGAAUUUAAAGCAGGAGAAUGCUUGUCUAAGGGAGAGACUGGCACAGUAUGAAGAUGUUCAAACGUGUAAAAAACCAGUUUUCAAUAUUCCUUCAAACACCAAGAAAACUACGGCUGUGUUGGUGGUCCUCUUCAUGGUUUCCUUGAACAUUGGGUCCUUUGGUAACCUGCUGUACAGCGCCCCCGACUUGCCUGCCGUGCAGUCGAGAGCUCCCUCGUACCAGAGCGCGAGGCACGGCCGCUCGCUGCUGUGGGCCGACGUGGACAAGCGCGGACUGCCAGAUAUCAGCUCCUCCACCGUCGCGAAUCGCUCGGCCCACCCGACUUGCCCCAUGUCCAUAAACCAGACGGAGUCCAUCAGGCUGGACAGCGAGCUGCGGCGGUGGAUCGGCCUGGACGUGGAGGCGGUGGAGGGCUGGCUGCCGUCGCAGUCGCCCGCCGGCUUCGUGGGCGAGCUGCUGCUGUCCCGGCCCCCAGCCCGCAGCGUCAAGCCCAAGAAGAAGCGGCGCGUUGUCCGGAAGCCGCCGGUCCUGACCAACGAGGUGGAGCUGUACGGACUGAGGCCUCACCAGUACAACUACGUGCCCUUCUUCGAGAGGAUCCACCGCCGUGACGACACCUUUUACCUCGUCACUUUCUCCGGCGACCACCUCUUGCUGCCCGCGCUGGCGCACAACAAGACUGUCAGGCCGAAAAUGUCGUUUGUGUUGCCUGAGCUCGCUCUCAAUGGCUCGUCGGCGGAGCACUUCACGAUGAUGCAGAUCGACUGCGAGGUGACCAACACCCAGGUGCUGCAGGUGCGGGAGACUGACAUCCCCGCCCACCUGCGGCAGCGCAACCACACGGCCAGGGCCAGGCCGGGCCGCCCGCCCUACCGGCCCUACUUCGUCCGCCCGCCCUUCGGCUCCAACGGGACCGGCGCCCUGUUCCCCGCGGGGCCUGCCGACCCCUGAAGCCCGGGCCUCUCCCUCGCUGUUCCCCAGUCAACGUGCUCACGUCCGUCAAGGGGACUCCAAGCUGACGUCCUGUCGACCGUGCGAUGGCACGUGGCUUAAACUCCCGAAGCCGAGAGAGAAAAAAAAAAUGGUCUCGCUGACGUGUUUCUGCAUCGGUUUGUGAAGAAACCUACGAAUUCUGCUCGUUCCACCUCGACCUGCGAAGGUCUACGAAAGUGGGAUGUCGUAAAGCGGAAACAGUUCAGUACGAUGCAUUGCAGAUUGGUUCACAUAGCCACUCGACAUUCGUGCGUUAUAAACGUGUGGUGCGGUGAUCCAUUAUCGGAACUGUACAGGAAGUGUUGAUUGUUUGGUAGUUUAGCUGACUGUGUAAAUGAGAAGUUUUUUUAUGUUUUUGAUCUCAGAUAUUUAGUCACGAAAUAAUUUUAGUAUAUUAAUUUAUAAUUAAUGAUUAAUGUAUAAUUUUCACAUUCUUCCGCCACUGGCAGCACAGAUUUUUUUUUUAAGAAAAAAAAUAUUCGUACACUUGUAAGUGAUGUGACACACUUAAUUGCACAAAGUUGUAGCUUUAACACAGUGAAUCGUGGGGAAAAAUAUGUUUUAAAAUAAAAAUAUAUUGCUUGGGAAGCAACGCUCCAUUAAAUUUACUUACGUAUGCAAACAACUUGGAUGUUUUAUUAUUUACUAUUUUGUGCAAUAAUAAUGUUUCUGCCUGUUAAUUGUUAAUCUUAGGCUGGAAAACAUUUUGUCACCACUGGCAGCACAGAUUUGAACUCGAAAACUGCUGGAAAAAAAUACCAUUAUUACAGGCCUUGUGAAAUCUUUGUCCAAAUCUUUUGUUGUGUAUACUUAACUCUGUUUUAUGUCAGCAUUAAUUUGUAAAUGUUGAGGUACGCUAAGAUUAUGGGUAUCAUAUUCCAGUUCAGAAGUUUUUUUCUAUCUUAAACUUUUUUGUAUGUUUAGCAUAUUCCAUCCAGUAGAUAUUUUAUUGUCAGCACAAAAAGUACAAAGAUAUUGGACAAGUCAUGCUGUACAAAAAUUACAAUUAGUUUUUAGAUAUCCGUACAACUUGCAAACCAUACAGAGAUUACAUAAAGAAGUGAAAUAGAUUAAAAUUAAUCUGUACUGCGCCAUGUUCUGUAGUAAGACACCAACCAAUCCAGCCGCUUGCGUCAUAAUUUUCCCAGGUGUGUUCCGGCUGUUGGCAUUUUUAUUUUGCUCAAAGUUUAUUGUUACUUUCGCUUCAUUUCAGCAUAGUCUUUCCUGUUUUCUAACUGGUUACUUUUCACAUUUGGUUUUCCUGUUAGGGAUGGGUUUGGGUCAACCAAAUCCUCAAAUACCAUCAGAUCCUUAUUAUUGAAGAAUUUUAAAUCCAAAGGAAAAGAUAAAAAAAAUUAGAGGAAAUAAAAUAAAUAAUACCAACACUGAUAACCUCCAAAUUUUACUAGGUCGGUUUUUUUCUUCUUCUUAAUACCUAUCCUGUUAUCUUUCCCCAAGAUAUUGUACUUGAACAUGUACGAAUUUUGAAAGAGUAGUUCAUGAAUAAAACAUUUAAUGGGUUAAAUCUGGGUUAAAUCUUCCAACACCAUAAUUAUUAUUUUUAAUUUCUUGUACAUUAUUUAAUUUUUUUUGGAUUCAAUGGAUAUAUUCAAAGUACUCUUUGGGAUUCAAAUUCGAGAAUUUGAAUCAAUAAAAUUGGAAUUUGACCCAUCACUAGUUAAAAUAUAUCACAGUUUAAAUCCAGCAACGUUGCUAAUCUAAUCCAACAUUGGUGUGGUCUCGGACAAUCUGGGUAAAGAUCUUUCACUGAAUGACUUUUUCCAGUUGUGGGCAGCAGUUUUGGAGAAUUGGUUUAAUUUCAGGGGAGGGACAUCACAAUUAUUUGCUGUUGAAUAGAAUGAUAUAUUUUUUUAAAAAUAGUUUGUGAAUAUAAUAUUGGUACUUGUAGUAGGGCGUAUAAAACUGGAAUAGGUUACGCAAAACUCAAUGAAACCAAGAGUAUUUUCACGUGUUAUUCAUGAAGCUCAUUGCACAUUGAGUGGAAGUGAAGUCAUGUGUGUAUGUACGUUUAUAUGGAAGAUUGGUCAAAUCACAAUUGUUUAAAGUGAAGAUUAUAGUUGGAGUAGAUUGUAUGUAGUUUUAUGCUGAUUUUUUUAAAAAUCUUAUUUGAAUGUGUUCACUGUGUUCUGCCACAACUUUUUGGAGAACAAUUGUAUGUAUUUAUUAUGUCUGUGUUGUUUCUUGGUAAGAUGCUAUAUGCAGGGAAAGCAUGUUAGUUGUCAGCAAUGUGAGUGCAUUUUUGCCAUCUCUUGUUACAGAGUACAAUAUUGUUUAUAAAAUUAUUUAAUCAUGUUGAAAAUAAAUAUUAUGUUCUUAUUUUUAUGAGCAUGCCUGUAAUUCUAAAAUCAUUAAUUUUAUGUGUUAACUUCUACAUAUUUUAUGCUUGUAAUAUACAUAUAACAAUUUUAAAGGGUAAACUAUUACACAAAUAGUGAAAUAUGUAUACAAGUGUGUGAAUUAUUUUAUGUACAGUUUAAAUUUUAUUUAUUAUUUUCAAUAAUUUUUUUGUAGGUGCAUUUGUUAUAAAUGGGUAGGGUCCGGAAAAAUUUGCAGGUUCAAUGGCCGGUAGGAUGAACUCCAUAAUAGUUCUACGUACACUCUGUCAAAUGUCACCCACUCAUUGGCUGCUGUCAUGUGAGACGUCCCAACGUAGCAGCCUGUGAUUCGAUAAAGCUUUGGUUGGGUGUUUCUCAUUGGCCCAGAGUCAUCCAGGUGAGUUGUGAGCCAAUAGCAGAGGCAGCACUGAGGUAUAACUACGUAUUUGUAUUUUAGCCUAUCGCGAAAUGAACUCGCGAAUUUUUCCGGUCUCUUUAAAUAGGGACAAGAUUAUAUGGUCAAUUGCGAUGAAACCGAAAAAACACAGAAAAGCAUGUCAAUACAUAUUACAACACCGGAAAGUAAGUUAAUAGACCAUAAAACAACGUAAUGAAGGAAAAAAAAAAUUAAUCAGCAUAUUUAAUCAAAAUUACUCUGCUUACAAAAACGUAAUCUUUUAAUAUAUUAAAAUCAUUGAAUGUAAGUUAUUUAGCAUGGGGGUAGUACCAAAAUGUAUGUACUAAAUUUUUUUUAUAAAUUGCAACUGUUAUUAGUAACUGAUUUUUACUUAACGGUGUUUGUACAUUUUCAAAUGCACAUACAGUAGAAUUCCGCUGAUGCGACCCCUCACGUUCCCGGAAAAACGGACUUAUAAACGGAAUGGUCGCAAUUCGGGCCAAUUUUUACCCCUCCCCCCCCCCCCCCCCCCCCAAAAAAAAAAAAAAAAAUAAAUCCAAAUACAUAAAAUUCUGGCGCUAAAUAAAUUCGCGUCACGCUAGUUCGGCUAUGCUGGCCGGCUGGUUGUUAUUUUCGUUCAAAACGUGGCGAAGGAACUUAUGUGGAUCAGGUAGAAAACAUUCGGCUAUAAACGAAAGAUAUAAGAAUAAUGCUAUCCCGAAAUGCUGUGACAUGUUUUUGGAGUAGAUAAUCACAGCGACCAACUGACAGGAUGCCCUGCCGUCAGCGAUGUUUAUUUUGACAGCUCAAGCAAUUAUCUUUUCCACGUCCCUUCGCAGCGUAAAAAAAAGACUAAAAAAAAAAAACACGUUCAAAUGCAGAUGGAAAAGUAACUAUGCAGUAAAAUAAAUAUAUUUACGGCCCUGCUAAAUUUUUCUAUUCAAUAAAAUUCAAGGUAUUAGUGAUUUUUCAGCAGAAACUGUUGUGUGAGUAAUAAACAAAUUGUAUCAUAAUAACUUAAACUUAUAAAGUAUUUAUUAACUGCGAAGGACAGUCGUAUAAGCCCAUAAAAAUAUUUAUUUUACCGAGAAUGGACUAUACAACCUGGCUUUUGUCGCACGCGGUGUGGGAGGGGAGGAGGAUGCUGACAGUUUCUCACGCAGAAGGUUGAAAUAAGGGAGGGAAUGUGUUGAAAUGUUAGUUGUUAAGGAGGGGGGGGGGGGGGGUUUUACAUGGUUUGUGGCUCUGGGAGGGAUGAGCCUUGAAUAAUUAGCAGGGUUAGGAGAGGUAAGCGUCACGUCACGUAUGACGUCAAGCCGCCGGGCAGGUAAGAUAACAUCACGACACUUUCAUGCAUCAGUUAGCCAACUAACUGAGGGGAAAGGGUGACCUCCCCCCGCCUGACAUCUACACUAUUGAAAAUAGAGCCAAGCAACAAGCGACAGCUAUUUUACUUCUUUCUGGACCGUGAGCCACCCUUAAUCUUAAAAUCGCACACUUCGCGCCCCGCCGUCGUUUCCAAUGAUUCGAACAAAGUGACGGGGUCGCAAUAUUUAUAUUGGCAACCACAUAGCGAGUUAUGGGAACGUAAGAGUUCCUGGUAUCGCUGUCACACGCUCCCGGCCGAGCAUGAGGAAACGGCGGCGGUGGCGCCGAGCUUGGCUAGACACUGCCGCGUGGACAGUCUAGAGGGGUGGUAUCUAUUUUUAGCCGUCUUUUGUAUGCCUGCCUGCUUACAGUACAGCUCCCGCCAAGAUAAACGUGAACACACAGCGCCCAACAAAGUGUAACAGACUUGUUUUUCAGCCGAUUUUACUCAAAUUUUCGACUUUCUCUGCUCAAAUUUUUCACGGUUUCUCAAAAAACGGUCGUAUAAACGAAAUGGACGCAUCAGAGGGGGGUCGCAUCGGCGGGAUUCUACUGUAUACUUGUUGAUUUAUUUGUGUUGUUUCCAAUAGUUUGACAUGCUUAAAAGUGCAUCAUGUAUCAGUCAUAAUGUCACUGUUUUGGUGAAGUAAGUAUCAUUGAACAAGUAAGUGUCACAUUUGUUGCAAAUGGUGCGCUCUCUAUGAAUAAAAAAUAAAACCAUAUAAUAUUGUCUCUGGUUAUAAAAAGUAGUGGGUUGUAUGUCAUGCAGUUUUGCACUGGGAACAUGACCCCUAAGAUUACGGUAGACUCCGAGCUGUGUGAAGACUCCGUGCUUCAUGAAAUGAGUCGUGCCAAAGGUUGAGAACAAACCAAUUUAAGCCUUACCUUGCCCAAUGAGCAUGAUUUCUUGGCUGUCGUGAAUACCUAAGACUCCUUCCUAUCGUUCGUGAUCGCAGUACAGUUUCCUAGACCGCUUGUUUCCGUGUCUGGCCAAGAGAUUGAGAAGUAUUACGUGAGUUGCUGAGGUGGAUCUCACGCCUCCCUCAGUUUUACGUUUGAGAAUCAGUCAUGACCUUAAUGACGUGCAGAGAACAGUAGCGUUGUGGGGUUGAGAAACAUGCCAUUUUAUUUACAAACUAGGUAUUAAAUAGUUUUUCUGGUAAAUAUAUUUUACAAUAAUAGGUAUGUGGCAUUUGGUGGGAACUCAUGUUGUGCAUGUCCAAGAUACCACUUUAAUGAUUCCUCCAACUUACGUUUGAAAAAAUAAAAGUACGAACUAAACUUUUGUGCAUUUAGUAAGAAGUAAUGUAUAAUUUAGGAAUAUAUAGUGAUUGUAUACAAAUGUAUUAUCAGUGUGCAGGAAUUAAGUUUUGGAGUAAGAUUUUGGUAGUCAAGUCACCAAACAUGACUUAAAACAAAUCCUGCAAAAAAAAAUUUUAUGUAUGUGUGGAAUUUGUAAAUAAGGAAUUGAAGCACAUUGUCAUUUUUAAGAUGUUUAUCUUGCAUUUUGUAGCUGUGUGUUUCUAUGUGAGGUGGUGUUUCAGACAAUUUAUUGUAGACUGAAUCUAUGUACCACAUUUUCUUACAAGUUUAAAUUUUCUGUGGAACAGUUUUAUAAGUUUUCUUUUCCGACUUGCAUAGUUAAGCAAAAUGGCUUAAGCAAGGACAUAUGCACAGACUUAAGUGUGUUUGUUAACAUAGAAAUACAUUAAAUACAUUUUAAAAAUACAAGUAUGUGAAAUAAUGUAUUUGAAAAGAAAGCAUUUAGUUAAUGAAUUUAAUUAUAUUCAGGCACUGGUAAGAUAUUUUUUAAUUUUUUAGCAUAAAUUGUGUCUUCUUUGUGAACUAUCCAUUUGUUUGCCUUGCUAUGUCCUGUAUUAAAAACAGUAAAAAAAAAAAAAAAA
Messenger RNA from Bacillus rossius redtenbacheri, 8183 nucleotides. RefSeq names its product cyclic AMP-dependent transcription factor ATF-6 alpha (gene Atf6). Lineage: Eukaryota; Metazoa; Arthropoda; Insecta; Phasmatodea; Bacillidae. The transcript has 14 exons. Gene Ontology annotation, biological process: endoplasmic reticulum unfolded protein response; regulation of transcription by RNA polymerase II. Gene Ontology annotation, molecular function: DNA-binding transcription factor activity, RNA polymerase II-specific; RNA polymerase II cis-regulatory region sequence-specific DNA binding. Gene Ontology annotation, cellular component: nucleus. The record is from RefSeq and is a predicted model, not a curated record. The coding region runs from base 1 to 2136 and encodes 711 amino acids.